GGCGGGCGGCGCGGUGCACUACUAUAAAGGGCGGCUCGCCGUGGACCGGGUAGCAGACAGUCUGACCCGAAGCCAUGAAGAGCAUCGUGCUUGUGUGUUUCGCCCUCGUGGCCGUCGCGUAUGGCCAGGAGAGCUUUAAAUGCCCAGACGACUACGGCUUCUACCCCCACAGCGUCUCGUGCGACAAAUACUGGAAAUGUGACAACGGCGUGUCAGAGCUCAAGACAUGUGGGAACGGAUUAGCCUUCGAUGCCUCCGACGACAAGUUCCUCACCGAGAACUGCGAUUACCUCCACAACACAGACUGUGGUGACCGCACCCAGCUUGAGCCCGCCAUCAGCACCCCCCACUGCCCGCGCCUGUACGGAAUCUUCGCCGACGAGAAGAAGUGCGACACGUUCUGGAACUGCUGGAACGGUGAGGCGUCGAGGUACCAGUGCUCGCCCGGCCUCGCCUACGACCGCGAGGCCCGCGUCUGCAUGUGGGCCGACAAGGUCCCCGAGUGCAAGAACGAAGAGGUCGCCAACGGCUUCGCCUGCCCCGCCGCCGGUGAGAUCGCCGGUGCCGGUGGCUCCUUCUCCCGCCACGCGCACCCCGAGGACUGCCGCAAGUACUACAUCUGCAUGGAGGGAGUCGCCCGCGAGUACGGCUGCCCCAUCGGCACCGUGUUCAAGAUCGGCGACUCUGAGGGCUCCGGCGUCUGCGAAGACCCCGAGGACGUUCCCGGCUGCGAGGACUACUACGGCAAGCUGGAUCUGAAAGCUCUGCGGAAACUGGGCUACUAGAUCGUACCACUUCGACCGUCGGAACAGCAGAAGCAGCAGCUGCAGUGGCAGCAGCAGCAGCAGCGACAACUGCCACGAGAAGGAAUCUAACAGAAACAACAUCAACAACAACAACACCUACGUCGCGACUCACUAGCUGCCGCGGCGUACCACCGAGCCUCCACCACUCCUAUCUCAUUUACUCGCUGUGUCGCGGUGGAGGCGGGGUGGUCUCCACCCAACAACAACAACAACAACAACAACAACAAGGCCGGCCCGACACUCGUAACGAUGUUGCAGGCCCAGAUGACUAUCAAUACGAAUAGGUGCGUGGUGGCGAGGGCCCCUCAUAGACAACGACGACGAAAUUUAGUCGCGCUGUCGUCAUGGUGGCGUUUCGGCUCAUCACAAUUUCAGCCUUCAAGCCACACACUAAAUCCGUACGCAUAGAUUGUGCUGUGUAUAAACAUGCAGAAUUUUAUACAGCCAUAAAUUAUGCACACUUGAAUGAAUGCAUGACUAUGAUGUACAGUUUGUGCAUAAUUAUGCACAAUUUGUACAUGAUUAUGCUUAAAAUUUGUGCAUACUUAUGGCUGUAUAAAAUUCUGCAUAUGUCUAGGCACAAUAAAAUGCAUAAGGGUUAGUGUAAAAGCAUACGACCAGUUUGACGUCUGGACGACAUUAUUGCAGUAUACUGCAGGACUUUUGAAGAGAGCGUGUGCGUGCGUGUGUGUCAGUAGUUACCGAAUCUUAGCUCUAGUCUUUUCCCCGACUUUUAUGUUAUCUGCGACUGAAAAAUACAAGUCUGGAUUCGCGCGCGGCUCUAUCCGGUCGUAAAGAAAGAGUAAUAUUUAUUGGACGCAACGCCAAGGCGAGUUGCGCACAAGGCGUCCCUGCCUCUCCAGCGGGCGCGGCCUUUCCGACGUGCCAAAACUGAGCCCGCAGUCUAUUUAUGUAGACGCCUUUCACAAUGUCGGAAAACCAGCGGUGCCUGACCGCGAGGGACCUCUGUCAGAAUGAUAUCGAAUCGGAGUGACCUUAUUCUUCUUUCCCCACCGUGUUGUCAGAAAGUCAUACGAGCACGUCUUAAUGACGUCUUAUAGGACUUAGACAAAUCAAAAAUUUGGGCAUAAAACGUGUCAAUGCCAACGCUCCGCGUGCGAGAAUAUCGGAGCGGCAAGGCCGUAAAAUCUCUUUCCUCGUCGACCUUACUUCUUUUUAAAAAGAAUAAAAUGAAGCUAGAAAAUGACUGGCGAGCGAAGUGUGCAGCAACGCAAGAAAAGGCUUUGCGCCCAAGUCAGUCUAAUUGGAAGUGAGAUCAUUACGCGUAGUUUGUAGAAAAAAGUUUUAGUCUUAACUUGUAAAACGUUUCUUUUAAAACAGACUAAAAUUCUGACCUUUUCUGAGGUGCAUAUAGAGUAGCUGCUUAGAGCAGAUUGUAAUAAUUAUUGUUUCAUGACCACGGCGUGCCAUUUUGCCAUCCCACAAGUGCCAACGUGCGCUUAAAAUCCAAUUGGGUUUCCCAAAGCAACAUUUAUGAAAAUUACAGUACGUAAAUGAAUGGGUAUGUCUGUAGGUGUGUGUGCGUGUGAGAGAGAGUGAGUGUCUGCGUGUGAGAGAGAGAGAUAGAGUAGAAGUAAGCGAAUGAGUGUUAUCUAUCCUAUAGUGUUACUUAUGCGUACAAGUCAGCUGUCGAUGCAUUCACUAAUGUCAUCGUGUACAAAACAAUAAUAAAGAUUUUCCCCGAAACUCUCCAAUAA
This is a messenger RNA of Frankliniella occidentalis (western flower thrips), 2524 nucleotides long. RefSeq names its product protein obstructor-E. The transcript is spliced from 5 exons. The coding region runs from base 75 to 785 and encodes 236 amino acids. The record is from RefSeq and is a predicted model, not a curated record. Gene Ontology annotation, molecular function: chitin binding. NCBI's taxonomy places the organism in Eukaryota, Metazoa, Arthropoda, Insecta, Thysanoptera, Thripidae. Gene Ontology annotation, cellular component: extracellular region.